This is a messenger RNA of Penicillium manginii, 1830 nucleotides long. RefSeq lists its product as uncharacterized. The transcript has a single exon. Gene Ontology annotation, molecular function: transmembrane transporter activity. Gene Ontology annotation, cellular component: membrane. The coding region runs from base 1 to 1830 and encodes 609 amino acids. NCBI's taxonomy places the organism in Eukaryota, Fungi, Ascomycota, Eurotiomycetes, Eurotiales, Aspergillaceae. The record is from RefSeq and is a predicted model, not a curated record. Gene Ontology annotation, biological process: transmembrane transport.
AUGACACCGACACCCGUGGGCGAUGGUGCGAAAAGUACCACCCACACCAUUUAUGAAAUGGGAUCGACAGCCACCUCCACAAUGUCACUGUCAACGACAGCAGAUAGCACCAGAAGAAAUUCCGAUGAGCUGAAUGAUCUUCCUGAUUCACAAGAUGUCACCGACCUGCACAAAGUUCCCACGACCCGGACUCGCCGGGGUUCGCAUAUGGGAGAAGCACUUGAGAACUUAGCCAGCACACUAAGUCACCAUCACGACGGCCACCUAGAUCUGGAUGUCGUGCCUUCACGACGAAGCGAGCGCAGCACUCAUCGCUCCUUCAGACAUGCGUCACCAAGGAGAAUGCCCGAUCUUGCAGAGGAGGCUGGCUCACCUAGUGAGGCUAAAUACCAAGGGAUCCCACCAGAGAUUGGUAGCUUCACAGCCGAAGUCAUUUUCGUCUUUGUGUGCUCUGCUGGCCUGAUGCUAUUCUCUUUUCUACUCGGCGAUAUCACGGUAAAUCAAGAAGAAUUCAAGCGCUCUCUAGGUAUCAGCAAUAGCGAGCUUCCCUGGCUACUGGGAGCAUAUACUACGCCGCUCUCCCUCUCAGUCGUGAUAUCAGGCUCACUGAGUGAUUUGGCUCCACCAAGAAUGAUUAUGGUCUGCGCAUUUGCGUGGCUUCUUGUCUGGAAUGUUGUUGGCGUGUUCGCCACAGAGAAGGCGAUUCUCUUCUAUAUCGUCAGGGCGAUGCAGGGACUCGCUAUUGGAGUUUUAGUCUCCGGCUCAAUGAGUAUCCUCGGUCGAGUCUACAAACCAGGACGUCGCAAGAACCAGGUUUUCUCCGCCAUGUCAGCCACUGCACCUUUUGGAUUUUGGCUCGGCGGUAUCCAGGGCGGAGCGUUGAAGUCUUACUUAUAUUGGAUUUUUGGCUCAAACGCUAUCAUUUCUGGAUUCUGCCUGGUCGCAGCAUACACCACAAUCCCUCCACUUCGCCCUGUGGCUGAUAUUGCCGGUACCGAUGCACCGACAAUUCGAGACUUUGACUUCAUCGGGGCUGGCUUUGCAGUGACCGGUUGUAUAUGCCUUCUAUUUGGACUGACACAAGGAUCCGUUGUACAAUGGAGCCCAUACACGUACGCCCUUGUCGUGGUCGGGAUUCUGUUGUUGAUUGCUUUCUUUUUCGUGGAACGUUGGGUUUCAAGACCGCUUAUCCCCAAUAGCCUAUGGAAAACCAAGGGCUUUACUCCGCUCAUGAUCGCAUACUUUCUCGGUUAUGGCGCUUUCUCCGGAGCCUGGCAAUUCUACGCCGUCCAAUUCUGGCUACGCAUCCAGAACCACGCACCUCUUACGGUUGCGCUAUACCUCCUUCCAAACGCAAUAGUCGGAGUCCUAGCAACGUGGCUAGUCAGCAAAACCCUCCACAUUGUUCCCGGCCACUACAUCUAUCUCACGGCGAUGUUCGCGUUUGCCCUAGGGCCGGUAUUCUUCCUACCGCAAACAUCAGGAACAACCUACUGGGCACUCUCGUUCCCGGGAAUCGCGUUGGUGACCUUUGGGCCGGAUCUUUCGUUCGCGGCUGCUUCGAUCUAUAUCACAAGCAACGUACCACGCUCAUACCAAGGGAGUGCCGGCAGUCUUCUUGUCACGAUGCAGAAUCUGAGUUCAGCCGUCAUGACCGCGGUCGCUGAUGCGGUUGGCACGGGAGUGGAUCGAGGACCAUCUGGCGAUAUUGGACUGGAGGGAUUGAGAGCGAUUUGGUGGUUUGCUCUCGCUUGUGAGAUUGUUGCUGGUUGUAUUACGUUGUUUUGGGUGCGAAUUCCGAAGGAGGAGGAGAAAGAGCAUAUUACCUGA